AUGGCUUUUAAAAAUGGCGAAAUGGCGAUCCAGGAGUUGGGCUCCAGCAAACACAAGAGCCGCGAUGCCGAAGAUAUGGCAAAACAAGGCAAGAAACAGCAAUUCCAGCGAAACUUUGGAUUCUUGUCCAUGUUAGGCUUUACGACAACUAUGAUGUGCACUUGGGAGGCUGUGCUGUUUGCUAACUUGACUGCUAUGAUUGAUGGUGGUCCAGUGUCGCUCGUCUAUGGAUUCUUGUUUUGCUGGUUUGGCGCUUUGGUAACUGCAGCGUCGCUAGCCGAGAUGGCCUCAAUGGCUCCUACUUCCUCCGGACAGUAUCAUUGGGUGGCAAUGUUAGCUCCAAAGGGUCAGGCAAAGUUUCUGAGCUGGGUGACGGGAUGGAUGGCCAUGAUCGGAUGGUGGGCUAACACUGCAGCUGGCGUCUAUUUUGCUGCAACAGUGACUCAAGGCCUCGUGGUCUUGAAUUACCCGAGUUAUGUUUCGGAGGGCUGGCAGGGAACCUUGAUGAUGUUUGCUGCGUUGGUUAUUUGCGUGGUCGUCAAUUCUAUCGGGGCAAAGCUCCUUCCUCAGGUUGAGGGCUUGAUUCUGAUCCUACAUAUCGCGGGAUUUUUUGCUGUCCUGAUCCCUCUCGUUUACCUUGCACCUCACAAAGAUGCCUCAUACGUUUUUGGUACCUUUGAAAACUCUUCAGGAUGGAGUAACGCAGGCCUCACCUGGCUGAUUGGUCUGAUGGGAACAAACCUCCCUUUCAUUGGUUAUGACGGCCCUUGCCAUAUGGCCGAGGAAGUCAUCAAUGCUUCUAUUAUCGUUCCCUGGUGCAUGAUUGGCACAAUUCUGUUGAACGGCACGCUUGGAUUUGCUAUUGUAAUCGCUUUCCUUUUCUGUAUCGGAAAUGUCGAUGACGCCCUGAAUAGCGCCACCGGCUACGAUUUCAUUGAAGUUUUCUACGCGGCCACCAAGUCUCACGCAGGGGCUUCCGUGAUGACCGCCAUUCCCACUGCAUUGGUCAUUUGCGCGUCGUUUGGAUUUCUGGCUUCUGCAUCGCGUCUCACCUGGGCCUUUGCCAGAGACAAGGGACUGCCAUUCUCGGAUUUCUUGGCUCACGUUAGCUCCCGGUCUGCCCUCCCUCUCCGCGCCGUUGGUCUCUGUGCACUCAUCACCGGUUUGAUCUGCAUCAUCAACGUUGGUUCAACCGCAGCAUUCAAUGCCAUCAUCUCGCUGACCACGGCGGGUUUGUUUGGUUCCUACGAAAUCGCCGUCGUCCUCAUGCUCAUAAAGAAGAUUAAGGGAGAAUCGGUUCCCUAUGGCCCCUGGACACUUGGAAAGUUCGGCAUUGUCAUCAACAUUGCCUCAAUUUCCUUCCUAACGAUUGCCAUCUUCUUCUCAUUCUUUCCUGCCUCGAUGCCUGUCACUCUGGAGAGCAUGAACUGGUCGAUUGUUGUUUUCACUGGCGAGUUUCUUAUCGGGCUGGUAUGGUAUUUGAUUCGCGGGAGGAAGGUCUAUAAUGGUCCGGUCAUUGAGUCUGGUGGAAAUAUUUGA
Molecule: messenger RNA, 1539 nt
Organism: Penicillium pulvis
Lineage: Eukaryota; Fungi; Ascomycota; Eurotiomycetes; Eurotiales; Aspergillaceae
Product: Amino acid/polyamine transporter I
Exons: 7
Coding region: 1-1539 (512 amino acids)
Biological process (GO): transmembrane transport
Cellular component (GO): membrane
Molecular function (GO): transmembrane transporter activity
Source: RefSeq, a predicted model, not a curated record